Molecule: messenger RNA, 1483 nt
Organism: Oreochromis niloticus (Nile tilapia)
Lineage: Eukaryota; Metazoa; Chordata; Actinopteri; Cichliformes; Cichlidae
Product: complement factor H
Exons: 13
Coding region: 26-1258 (410 amino acids)
Source: RefSeq, a predicted model, not a curated record
CUGCAGUAUUUGAGCUCCUGACAGGAUGUGUGCGCGCUAUCUUGGAUUUGUGCUUCUGAUUUGGUUUGCAGGAGUGACGCAUGCACAAAAUGCAAAGGCCUGCAAGGCUCCUGUGCUGAAUGGGGGUUAUUUUGUCCCUGAAGAAGACAUUUACGGUCAUGAUGCAGAGCUCACUUACGCUUGUGAUUCUGGACUGAAACCAGUGGCGGAGGGUUGGUGGGCGACAAGCAAAUGUGAAAAUGGGAAAUGGGUUGAUAAACCACAGUGUAUAGAUGAAAACGCCUGCCUGCCCCCAACAAUACCUCAUGGAAAAUAUAAUAAAGCACAAAAGGGUUGGUACAAAGAACAGAGCUCUAUUUUGGUACAAUGUGACAAUGGAUAUGUACUCGAAGACAACCGUAGAUCCACGUGUAGAAAUGGAACCUGGACCUCUUUGCCUGUCUGUGAGAGAAGGAAAGAUUCAUGCAGUGAGCCUCCAAAAAUCUCUCAUGCAGUCAUAAUUCAUCGAUACCAGGAGGUGUUUUCUGCAGAUUCAGAAGUGAAGUAUGAAUGUGAAGAAGGUUAUACUCAAAAGGGCAACAAUAUCAUCGUUUGUGAACAUGGACAAUGGUCUGCAGGGCCAACAUGCAACGAAUCAUCAGCAGAUCAGGGACACCCUGCAUCAGACGAAGACGUCCAGCCUGAGGGGGGAGACAGAAGAGAAAGUGGAGCAGGCAGUGGUAAACAACCGGAGGGGGGAGGAAUGGGCACAGGACACCAUGACCCUGCUGUCAGUGGAGGACAACCUACAGGUGGAGGCAGCGAAACUACUGGACAUCAGGGAGGAUCUUCUAGCACCUCUGACUCAAAUAACAGAGACAGUAGACCCAUACUGAUGAAUGUUCGGUCGUGUGGAGCCCGCCCAUACAUCGAAAAUGCUGUAAUUGUGGAAGAAGGUCCAAUGUAUUUGAAAUACCAGUGUACAAGUUAUUACAGACUAGUUGGUCUAGACACUGUGAGUUGUUACAGUGAUGGUAGCUGGUCUGAACUACCCACGUGUGAAGAAGCGUUCUGUGUAAUGGAUCCUGCUAGAAGUGCUGGUUAUGGUCUUGUAGUAACUCAAUCUGAAUACAUAAGGGAAGGAGAGGCAAAGGGUUUUCAUUGUACUACAAGAGGCUUACAUGCCUUUGUUUGGUGCACUAACAGAAAAAUAGUUUUGACCAGAUGUUGUAGUGACUAUGGACAUCGAUAUUAUGAUGAUUGCAGAAGAUUCAGUUAACCCAACUGACAACACGACCUUUCUGAAACUCUUCAGCCAGAACCUGCAGAGCAACAAUGAAACACGUUUCUUUUCUUUGUACAGUUUUGGGGCUGAUUGUUCUUUAAACACCAAACUGUCCAUAAAUGAUUUGAACUUUUCAUGCACUCAGUACAUGAUGUGUACACUGAAUCCAUAAAGUGUUGAUGGCUGGCUGAGGUCUGAAUUAAAUGUUUCAUCAUCAGA